Molecule: messenger RNA, 661 nt
Organism: Prorocentrum cordatum
Lineage: Eukaryota; Dinophyceae; Prorocentrales; Prorocentraceae
Source: the annotation of a GenBank genome assembly
GAGGCGAGAGCGCGCGGAACCGUGUCCUGAGAUCAACAAUUAUUAUUGUCUAGAAGUGAGUAUGUAACAGUUUUGGCCGAAGCAUCUCCCAGGCGAUCUCUUUGAAGCAGAGCCCCGUGCCGCGCUCGGCGCGUAUCUGCCGCAAUGGCCCGCUCCGCGUCCCUGCUGAUCGCUUGCGCUGUGGCCGCCCUCGCCGCUCUGUCGGUGGGCUCCCUCGUGCUGUCCUUCGUCGGCGCCUCGUCCCCGGCCUCAGCGGGCCUCCGGACGGUGCAACGUGCUCCCGCCGUGGAGAUGCAUUUUUUCGGCGGCCCGCCGGUGACGACCACGCCCCCGCCGCCCGUGGGCUUGGGUGGCGUGGACGGGAACAACUACGCGAUCUCGAUCACCAUCCUCUUCUUCGGCUCGGUGCUCGCGAACGCCAACGGCUUCUUCGGACCGUGGUGAGAUCCCGAGCGCUCUUCGGGCCAGUAGGUGGGCCUGCUGAGGUGGCUUCUCGACAGCGCCACGUUUUCCUGUGUUGCGUGCCAUUUACGGGCGCCGCUUCUGCAGCCAGCGAACAUCUAGGUUUCCUUCGGUGCGCUAGUUGUUGAAAAAAAGAAGUGAGUAUGUAACAACCGUCAUUUUCCCCUCAUGGGCGAUAUUUCCAUACGAGGCAUGCGAC